UCGGCACCCACGGAGCCGGGCUCGUCCUCCCUGCGCCCGACGCGUCCCGUGCCCCGGCCCGGCGGCGAUGCUCUGCCAGCCCCGCUCCUCCUCCUCCUCCUCCUCCUCCUCCUCGCCGUGCCCCUGAGGGGCCGCCGAGCCCCCGCCGCAGCCCCGAACGCCCACGGCGCAGCCAGGAAGGCGGUGAUGGAGCAAGUUUCCCCAAAAUCAGCUAUUGCACAAAAUGGAUCACAUGAGUUUCUCUGAGAAGCCCAUGAAGCCCUGCUGUCAGCUUCAGACAUGGUAUAAAUUACAGAGACGUCCCAACGGGUCUAAAUUCUUCAACUGACCAAGCUGCAGCAACAGGGAAACUUCUCAGCCUGGCAGGAGCAGAGAUUUGGAUCCCAGGCAGCAAAACAGGUUGGUGGAAUGGCUUUGUUUGAAUGGUUAAUUCACUUUGUUUCAGGCUUUUCACUGAGCAUCAAUGAAAUGCCAAACUUGGCACAGGCAAGGGGCUUUAGAGGCUGUGACAGCUCAAGUAGUUCACACUCUUCCUGCAGGAACUGCUACAAAUUAGGGUGUGGUGGUCCUGAAAUUCCCGGGGGUUUCUUACCUUUCGAUGGCCUGCUCUUCAGCAAGGAAGUAUAACAGUUUCUCGGAAUGUUUAGUGUUUGACAUUUAGAAUUUAAACCACACUGGCUGUUUGCCCCGGGAUAUUUGAUCCUGUGACUGUUUUUUGGUGCUUUUCCAAAUCUUACGUCAAUAAACAUAUAAAUGUUGUGUGACCAAUUAGAUGUGUUUCAUUAAACUGGGAUCUCCUUGAGCAAGAGCAUCUUGAGUCAAAAAAGCCUUUAGGGAACCAGGAAAGGAAAGCUUGAAAAUGAGCUCAUCCCUCUUCUUGCACUCCCUGCUUCAGCCUUCCCUGUUGCUGUGAUGCAUCCUCUCCUCCUCAUCACGUGUCCUGCUCUGGCCCAGUCCUGGGCUGUCCCAAAUGCUCCUCUCACUCAUGGGCCUCUCUUCCCAGCAGCACUGACCCCCAGGCAGAGCCUUGGCUGAACCAUGACCGAGGAGCCCGGGCGGAAGGACAGCGAGCUCGGACCCCCCCACUGCACCAUGGGCUGUGGACACAAGGACGACAAAGCCAGCCUGGCUUCGAGCCAGGUAUCAUCCUUCAGCCACCAGCCCCCCUCCAGCCCUGCCUCCAAGGAAGUGUGGAAGAAGGGCGGCCGCAUGUUCUCCAUCCUGCUGGCCGUGCACUUGGCGCUGCUGGCCUGCACGCUGGUGAGCAGCGGCGCGUUCGAGAAGAUCGCCGUGCACGACUACGACGUCUUCUUCCUGCUGACCGUCAUGAUGCUGAUUGUCAUCGUCUGGAUCAUCUUCUACCUCGCCGGCACCUCCCGCUGCCCCGGUGCCAUCCUCGGCAAGGACUCCCACGCCGGGCCCAUCUGGCUCAGAGGAGGCCUGAUCCUAUUUGCCAUUUUCAGCCUUGUCAUGGAUGUGUUCAAAAUAGGAUAUUACUCAAGCUUCUACAGCUGCCUGUCUGCAAUCAAAAUCAUCUACCCCAUUGUGCAGGCAAUAUUUGUGAUUGUCCAGACAUAUUUCCUGUGGGUCUCUGCCAAAGACUGCAUCCACGUGCACCUGAACGUUACCAGGUGUGGCUUGAUGCUAACGCUGACUACAAACCUGGCAGUGUGGAUGUCAGCAGUGACAGACGAGUCUGUCCACAAGGCACAUUCAAAACUGAAGAAAAACAUGACAGAGGAAAUCUUCAGGUGGCUCCUGAAAGUGGGAAUGAGAAGCAGCUCAGUUGAAGAAUGCAAUUGCAACAGCCAAAUCUGCCAGAUCUUCAAAAAUGGCUACUUUUGGUUGUACCCCUUUAACAUUGAGUACAGUCUCUUUGCCUCUGCCAUGGUCUAUGUCAUGUGGAAGAACGUUGGACGCUUCAUAGACCACCACUCCCACCACAUCCAGCGCCUGAAGUUCAGGCUCUUCCGAAGGACCUUCUUUGUAGGCAUCAUGUUGGGCCUCAUCAUCCUUGUCAGUGGUUUGGGAGUCCUCAUCCUGUAUGAGGUGCAGGUAAAUUCCAGCACUGAAUCCAGCAAGAAGAGCCAAGCACUCACCAUGUACUACAUCUUCAACAUUGUUUGUCUGAGCCUAAUGUCUCUUGUCUGCAUCGGUGGCUCCAUCAUCUACCGGUUUGACAAGAGGGACAUGGACCGGCACAAGAACCCCACCAGGACCCUGGACGUGGCCCUGCUGAUGGGGGCAGCCUUGGGGCAAUACGCCAUUUCCUACUACUCCAUCGUGGCCAUCGUGGCCAGCACGCCCAGGGACACCAUGAGCGCGCUCAACCUCACCUACGCCCUCCUGAUGAUCGCCCAGCACACCUUCCAGAACGUCUUCAUCAUCGAGGGCCUCCACCGGCAGCCCCCCAAGGAGGACUGCAAGCACGAGGCUCACCAGAAGGAUCUCUAUGGGCUCACCUUUGUCAACAUCAACGCCGUGUCCCUGCGGGUGCCCGACACCGGCGGCGCCUUGGCCACCGCCACGGCCUCUGGCUCGGAAGCCACGCACGCUUCUGACCUCGUGAGGUCCCUCACUGCCCCCAAGAAGAUGAACUGGAGGAGGAAGUUCUUGAGGGAGAUCUCCAUGUUCCUGCUGCUGAGCAAUAUCAUACUCUGGAUCAUGCCAGCCUUCGGUGCCCGGCCCCAGUUUGACAAUGACACAGAACUGAACUUCUAUGGCGAUUCCAUGUGGCCGGCCAUCGUGGACAUUUGCCUGCCCUUUGGGAUCUUCUACCGAAUGCACGCUGUGGCCAGUUUGCUGGAGGUCUACAUCAUGUCCUAAAGAGCUCCCUUGCAAGGAAGAUGAGAUCCUCCUCAUGCAAUCCACCUCCUUCCUGCCCCAGGGCUGGGAAGCUGCUCAGAUGUUCCAGCACUGCCUGAAUUGUGUCCCCUUGCAGUGUUGGGGCGUCUAUGAACUGUCAGUGAAGAUCAUCCAAAAAUAGUCCAGAUUUUAUUUUUGCUACUUGUGUAUGGAUGUGCCUGUGUAUGUGUGAAGCUCUUAAAGCUUAAAAGAGAACAGAUUUAAAAAAAAAAAAAAAAAAAAAAAAGGAAGGUAUCUAGGGAGAUCAUGGUGAUUAACCUUGGUUCCUGCAGAGACUCACCUUCCUUGUAAAGCCUGUUCACUCCAUGCCACUGAUGGACUCUCCAGAGUGUUCUCAGCACCCUUGGGCAGUCAGAGCCUCCCUGCACACAGAACUGGAGAGUGCAAGGGGCUGACACAGACCUACAAGGACAGAAAGUGAAACCACUUCACCUCCUGGUACGGCCAGUCGGAAAUCACUCCCCUGCAGAGAUGUGAAAAACAAACUGGUGACCACCAAAGGCUUUGGGAAACAUUUGAAUCUUUCCUCUCUGUAUUGUCCAUGUGUUGGGCCCUCUCAACCCUUCCCUGUGCCAGCCCCUGCCUUCCUCUCCAGGGAAGCUUCACUGCAGCCUCCUCCUGCAGGAGGAAGAGCUGUGCAUGUGAUCCUAGGCUAGCCCUGAUAUGGGAUUGCUUUAGCACACUUUUUUCUCAGCUUUCCUGAAUCAGGGCUCAAGAAUCAUAAAGAUGAUGUGGGCAAUACAGUCUGGGGGAUAAUAAAGAGAUUUUUCUUUUUUCUUUUUUUCUUUUUUCUUUUUUUAAAUACACAAUGAUUUUUUUAAUAUAGAACAUUUUUGUAUGCAAUGUUAUUUAUUGAUUUUCACUGUAACUGAACUCCUGAAGGGACCCUGUGACACAGAAAUCAAUGCAAUGCCAUGGCCAGUUUGAUCCCCAGCAGCCUGAAGGGAUGCUGGUGCUGCACCCUCAAGCCUGUGAGUGCUUCAAGGCUCAGAGCACAGCCCUGACUCAGGUUUCUGGGUGCCUGCAGCUCUCCACGAACCACUGAAUGACUGAGGGGCUUUCAGAGCAGGAGUCCUGGGCUGCAGGAGGUGGAAAUGGGCCCAUCUGCUGUACCCAGCAUCCAAGCAGAGCCUCAGAAAGCCCUCCCUGCCAGGACAUGUCAAACUGGCACAGCUGAGCUCUGUUUGCAUCCUGAGAAAUCAGGGUUUAACUGUUCUAAUAAAGGCUUUAUUGUUCCAUCAGGGUUUAUUGUUCCAAUAAAAAACACUGCAGAGAGGGCAGAAACCAUCAAGCCUUUCCCUACAGACGUGUGAGCAUCUGCCAAAGAAAAAAUAAUAAAAGGAAAUCAUGGUACUUGAAAUGGAGUGAUGCAAUUUUCCACCCCACAGCCCCGGCCAACGUGUUUCCAACCACCUUCCCCUCCAAGCCCAGAUCACCAAACCAGCAGGGACCAGUGCCUCUGGCUGGUCUGACAUCAGUGUUCCUACCUGCCAGCAGCCCUUCUCUGAACUGUGUAGAAUGUGGGGGAAAUCACAAUUUCCCCUCCCUCAGAGGGGAUCCAGCACUGAUCCAGCAUCUCCCCUUGGGUCAAUCCUUCCCCUCACCAGCCUGGGAGUCUUUCCAAGCCCAACUGACCCUGCAAAGGCCUGCUUCUAUUUUGAUCUGUUAAAGAUAAAAUCUUUCUCUAGAACCCUUACCUUUCCUAAAACAAAAGCCUCAUUAUUCCCUGGCUCCUGCAGUUGAAAUUAAGUCAGAAAAGAGACGCAAGCAGUGCAGACGUCAGUCCUGCUUACAGCUC
This is a messenger RNA of Catharus ustulatus (Swainson's thrush), 4663 nucleotides long. RefSeq names its product otopetrin 2 (gene OTOP2). The coding region runs from base 1039 to 2826 and encodes 595 amino acids. Gene Ontology annotation, molecular function: proton channel activity. The transcript has 7 exons. NCBI's taxonomy places the organism in Eukaryota, Metazoa, Chordata, Aves, Passeriformes, Turdidae. Gene Ontology annotation, cellular component: membrane. Gene Ontology annotation, biological process: proton transmembrane transport. The record is from RefSeq and is a predicted model, not a curated record.